Molecule: messenger RNA, 1414 nt
Organism: Prosopis cineraria
Lineage: Eukaryota; Viridiplantae; Streptophyta; Magnoliopsida; Fabales; Fabaceae
Product: NAC domain-containing protein 2-like
Exons: 3
Coding region: 145-1026 (293 amino acids)
Biological process (GO): regulation of DNA-templated transcription
Molecular function (GO): DNA binding
Source: RefSeq, a predicted model, not a curated record
AAGCGCCGCCAUUGUUUUCCUGGACUGGUGAGGCAGCGAGCGAACAAGAAAACAUUCGCAGUCAGCUGCAGCUGUUAUUUUAUUUAUUUAUUUAUUUAGGACAAAUUAGCCCAAACGAAAACCUUAGGAGGCCAAAUUCGUGAAAUGGCAUCGGCAGAUCUCCAGCUUCCGCCCGGCUUCAGAUUCCACCCCACGGACGAGGAGCUCGUGAUGCACUAUCUCUGUCGUAAAUGUGCAUCGCAGCAGAUCGCUGUUCCGAUUAUUGCAGAAAUCGAUCUCUACAAGUACGAUCCUUGGGACCUUCCUGGCCUGGCCAUGUAUGGGGAGAAGGAGUGGUAUUUCUUCUCGCCGAGAGACCGCAAAUAUCCGAACGGUUCGAGGCCGAACCGGGCAGCGGGGACCGGCUACUGGAAGGCGACCGGAGCGGAUAAGCCCAUCGGUCAUCCGAAACCUGUUGGGAUCAAGAAAGCUUUGGUAUUUUACGCAGGAAAAGCGCCCAAAGGCGAGAAAACAAAUUGGAUCAUGCACGAAUAUCGUCUCGCGGAUGUGGAUCGUUCUGCUCGCAAAAAGAAUAGCUUGAGGCUAGAUGACUGGGUGCUUUGCCGUAUCUACAACAAGAAAGGCACCAUCGAGAAGCAACCGGGUGCUCUCAGCCGGAAAACCGAGUCCUCAGAAAUCGAGGAGGAGAAGCCACAGAAUUUGACCCGGGGGGGCGCGCUUCUUCCUCCCCCACCGCCGCCAGCUCAAGCGCCAUCGGCGAUGACAGAUUACAUGUACUUUGACACUUCGGAUUCGGUCCCGAAGCUGCACACGGAUUCGAGCUGUUCGGAGCAAGUGGUGUCGCCGGAAUUCGCGAGCGAGGUUCAGAGCGAGCCCAAGUGGAAUGAGUGGGAGAAGAACCUUGAGUUUCCAUAUAAUUACGUGGAUACCACUGUGGGCAAUCAUGGCUUCGGAUCGCAAUUUCAGGGUGGCAGUCAGAUGUCGCCGUUACAGGACAUGUUCAUGUAUCUGCAGAAGCCCUUCUGAAGGUGGAGAUGGUUAUAAGUGAAGCAUCGGAUCGGAGGACACGUGGACAAUUGUUAGAUCGCACGGCAGCACGAGACAGAAGGUCUAUGAGUGUGCCUGUGCGUGAGCGCGAACGAACAUUUUUAGGCAGGGCAGAGAAAAUAAUUUGUGCUAGGAAUAGGUCAUAUAGCAUAUAUUGUGCACCCUUCUAUUCUGGACGUCGAUUGAUUUAGUGGGGACGAUCCAAAGGUGCUAUUUGCAGUUCUCUUUGCUUUUAGGAUUAGCAUGUGUACAGCUUGUGGAUAAGUACGUGUUGUCAUGUGAUGGAAGGGUCAUUGAUUUGAACCUCCUGAUAUUUGUAGUUGAUGUUUUCAUUCAAUGGGCAGUGGCUAUUUUUUGCUUUUAAAAA